This is a messenger RNA of Egretta garzetta (little egret), 1124 nucleotides long. RefSeq names its product suppressor of SWI4 1 homolog. NCBI's taxonomy places the organism in Eukaryota, Metazoa, Chordata, Aves, Pelecaniformes, Ardeidae. Gene Ontology annotation, biological process: rRNA processing; ribosomal large subunit assembly; G protein-coupled receptor signaling pathway. Gene Ontology annotation, cellular component: membrane; preribosome, large subunit precursor. Bases 21 to 1124 code for a protein of 367 amino acids. The transcript has 11 exons. The record is from RefSeq and is a predicted model, not a curated record. Gene Ontology annotation, molecular function: rRNA binding; G protein-coupled receptor activity.
UCCCCGACGUGCGGAAGGUGAUGGAGCCCUACACCGCCAGGGCCCUCAAGGUGCGGAAGAACAAUUCCCUGAAGGAUUUUGUGGCCGUGGCCGGGCCCCUGGGGGUGACGCAUUUCUUGGUCUUCAGCAAACCCUCCUCCAGCAUCAAUUUUAAGCUUUUUCGGCUGCCGGGUGGCCCAACGCUGACGUUCAAGGUGAUGCAGUACUCGCUGAUCAAGGACGUGGUCUCGUCCCUCAAGCGGCACCGCAUGCACGAGCAGCAGUUCACCCAUCACCCGCUGCUGGUCCUCAGCAAUUUCGGGCUCCAGCAGAUCCAGGUCAAAUUGAUGGCCAGCAUGUUCCAGAACAUGUUCCCCUCUAUCAACGUCCACAGGGUCAACCUCAACAGCAUCAAGAGGUGUUUGCUCGUCAGCUAUGACACAGAGACGCAGCUUCUCGAUUUCAGGCAUUACAGUGUGAAGGUCGUGCCCGUGGGCAUGAGCAAAGGCCUGAAGAAGCUGCUGCAGGAGAAGUUCCCCAACAUGAGCCGCCUGGAAGACAUCAGCGAGCUGCUGGUGAAAGACAUCAACCUGUCGGAGAGCGAGGCUGAGCAGGAUGGGACCCACAACGUCCUGGAGCUGCCGCAGGCGUACGCCGGCCGAGGCAACAUGAAGGCGCAGCAAAGCGCCGUGCGCCUCACCGAGAUCGGACCCCGCAUGACCCUGCAGCUCAUCAAGGUGGAGGAGGGCCUGGCGCAGGGCAACGUGCUCUACCACAGCUUCAUCCACAAGAUGGAGGAGGAGGUGAAGGAGAUCCUGGCGCGGAAGGAGGCGAAGCUGAAGCUGAAAGCGGAGCGGCGGCAGAAGCAGGAGGCGGACGUGGAGCGCAAGCGGCGGCAGCGUGAGGCUCACAGAUUCCUGGCGGCGUAUUACUACCCACCCAAGGACUGGCGUUACGGAGCGGUGCUGUGCAAGCUGGAACGUUUCCUUUUCAACUGCAACCUCUACGGCGGCAUCUUCUUCGUCACCUGCAUCAGCCUCAACCGCUACCUCGGCAUCGUGUACCCGCUGUGGGUCCACGGGCGGCUGCAGACGCGCCACGCCCAAGUGCUGAGCGUGGGGACGGGGCUGCUCCCUGCCCGGUGA